Diprion similis is the source of this 1484-nucleotide messenger RNA. Its product is annotated as putative methyltransferase C9orf114 homolog. NCBI's taxonomy places the organism in Eukaryota, Metazoa, Arthropoda, Insecta, Hymenoptera, Diprionidae. The coding region runs from base 35 to 1255 and encodes 406 amino acids. The record is from RefSeq and is a predicted model, not a curated record. The transcript has 2 exons.
AAAAGACUUGUUAGAAUAAUUGCACCAACAAAUAAUGGCAUCGGUCGUAGCACGUGGUAAGAGCUGGAAAGAGCACAACCGUCUACACAAGGAACAACGCAAGAAGUGGAGAGAAGAGAGACUAUUAAAAAAGGUGAAGAAAGAAGAGAGCGAAAAUCUUGCCGAAGAGGUUAAAAAGUCAAACGAGUCUGAGAAAAUAUUGACAAAAAACGUAUCCACCGUGAGUAUCGCGGUGCCUGGUUCGAUUCUGGAUAACGCUCAGUCGCCAGAAUUGAGAACGUAUUUGGCAGGCCAGAUUGCGAGAGCAGCAUGCAUAUAUAAAAUUGAUGAAGUGAUCGUGUUUGACGAUAUGGGAGAAGUCUUAGAGGAAGAAAAAAAGAAACUGAGACACGAUGAAACAUUCGGGGAAGUCAGAGUCGGAUGUCUGCAGCUUGCAAGAAUAUUGCAAUAUCUAGAGUGUCCGCAAUAUCUGCGUAAAUAUUUCUUCCCCCUACAUAAAGACCUCCAGUACGCAGGAGUUCUGAAUCCUUUGGAUGCUCCGCAUCACCUAAGACAACAGGAUGAGUCUGUGUUUCGUGAAGGCAUCGUCACUAACAAACCUAUAAAAGUUGGAAGAGGGUCCCAAGUCAACGUUGGACUGCUUAACGACGUCACAAUUGACAAAGUUCUGGCGUCAGGUCUUAGGGUCACUGUUAAAAUACCUGCGGAACAAAAAAACCCCAAAAAAUUAAAAGGUAUCGUUGUGCCUCCAAGUAUGCCGAGAGCACACACCGGCAUUUACUGGGGUUAUAGUGUCAGAAUAGCAAACAACUUGACACAAGUAAUCACAGAUAGUCCGUACAAGGAAGGUUACGAUUUGACUAUCGGAACUUCGGACAAAGGAACUUCUGUAGAUGAUAUCGCGUCAAAUAGUCUCGCGUACAAUCAUGUUCUCAUUGUUUUUGGUGGCUUGACUGGGUUGGAAGCAGCCUUGGAAGCCGACCCCCUCUUGAAUGAAGACGAUCCAUCUAUACUUUUCGACAAGUACUUGAACGUCUGUCCGGAGCAAGGGUCCAGAACAAUAAGAACUGAGGAAGCUGUUUUAUUAUCACUGGGCGAAUUGAGGAAUAAAUUAAUGCCCAAACAUCCCCCGUUGGAAAAUCCUCAAUUUCAAAAUGACCCUCAAGCGGGCGAGAAUAAUUUAACAACAAGUAAAAAAAUGAAGACAGAAAAUCCAACAGUGUACAGCUCCGAUUCCAGUGAUUCAUCCGGCUGACAGGUGAGAUAGAAGUUGGUCAAAAAUGAAUGUAACGAAACAUUUCCGAAAAAAAGUUAUUUUACAUCUUUAGAAUGACUUCAAAGGAAUUGAGUUUGCAAAAUACAACUAUCAUCGUUACGUUAAUGUGACGGAUUUCAACCUUGCAGAUAAGGAUUCCUUGAAAAUUGCAGAAGAACAAUUAGUUGAAAGCAAGAUUACGAAAUAAUUUUCUUUAAUGCUUGAACUU